Oppiella nova is the source of this 773-nucleotide messenger RNA. Lineage: Eukaryota; Metazoa; Arthropoda; Arachnida; Sarcoptiformes; Oppiidae. The record is from the annotation of a GenBank genome assembly.
CUGAACUCUCUCUUCAUUCAUAUGACAGUGAAUGCAAUACUAAUGAAAUUGUAUUUGUCUUAAGCCUUAAUACCAUAAGUAAUAGACCAUUGAAUAGACCAUUGAAUAGACCAUUGAUUUGAUAGGAAUUGAGUGAUCAGUGAAUCGCUAUCUGACUCGAGAGUGAAAUAAUUGAUUGCAUUUGUGGUAAGAGUGGAGACCAUGUAUUCGGUAUCGAAAGAGCAUAAGGGAAACAAGAUCUUCGCCAAAACCAGAAGAGGUAUACCUCAGAAGUUGGAUAACCUGGAGACCAAUACGAGAGACAACAACAAUGGCUUCCGAAGAGACCUCAACGGCUUUCAGGCCAACGAUUGUCUCAGCGGGUCAUCAAAUCCGCGGCCAGUGUUUCACAUGAAUGGCCGCAAGACUUACCACCAGCGAAGUCAUAGCGAAAUGGGGAUCAGUGCUCACCACCAAGAAAUGGUUCAAUACAUCCACGAAAGCUGGAAAUGCGUGAAACGAGAUUUGGACACAAAUGUGAGACAUUCAGUGAGUGGAGACCACAAGAACUCGAACAUAAAAGAGAUAAAAGUGCCUCAAAUCAGUUAUCAUAAACUCGAUAAGACAUCACAUCUGCCAAAAUUCGAGCCCUUCGACCUCGAGAGCUUUUGGGGACAAAGACUUUUCCAGAAUAUCACUCAAUCCACUUAAAGUCGUCGUCUUUUAAGCUUUUAUUUCAUUGAUUAUUGUGUUCUUGAUUUGAGUUUUAGUUUUUUUUGGCAAAAAUUGAUUUA